CCGCUUUAACGAUGCUCUGCGCGGGAUGCGGUGACGUCACCGCCCCUCCCCUCGAGGCUGCGGCGCCGCCAGGACCGGGGCGGUGGGGGACCGGACCGGGACCGGGACCGGGACCGGGACCGCAGGAGCCGAGGGAUGCGCCGGGCCGCACCCACAGGGACGCCCAGCAGCCCCCGCUGCCAUGAUCCCCCCGGCCAGCGGCACCCCUCCGGGAGAGGCACUCUUGCCCGGCGUGGCUGCCCAGGACUUCUGGAGGUCGCAGGUCUCGGCCUACUCAGGCUCCGUGACCCGUCACAUCAGCCACCGGGCCAACAACUUCAAACGGCACCCCAAGAGAAGGAAGUGCAUCCGGCCCUCCCCGCCCCCACCGCCCAACACCCCCUGUCCCAUCGAGCGGGUGGACUUUGGGGACCUGCACCCCCAAAGGUCCUUCCGGGAGCUGCUCUUCAACGGCUGUGUCCUGUUUGGCAUCGAGUUCAGCUAUGCCAUGGAGACGGCAUAUGUGACACCAGUGCUGCUGCAGAUGGGCCUGCCCGACCAGCUCUACAGCCUCGUGUGGUUCAUCAGCCCCAUCCUCGGGUUCCUGCUGCAGCCUCUGUUGGGCGCUUGGAGUGACCGGUGUACCUCAAGGUUUGGAAGGAGACGCCCUUUCAUUCUUGUGCUGGCAAUAGGGGCGCUGCUGGGCCUCUCGCUCCUGCUGAAUGGCAGAGACAUCGGCACGGCCCUGGCUGACACGGCCACCAGCCACAAGUGGGGCAUCCUGCUGACUGUGUGCGGCGUGGUGCUGAUGGACUUCAGCGCCGACUCGGCUGACAACCCCAGCCACGCCUACAUGAUGGACGUGUGCGGCCCGGCGGACCAGGACCGCGGCCUGAACAUCCACGCCCUCCUGGCGGGUCUGGGUGGAGGGUUUGGCUAUGUAGUUGGCGGAAUCCACUGGGACAGAACCGGCUUUGGGAGAGCGCUGGGGGGCCAGCUCCGCGUCAUUUACAUCUUCACCGCAGUCACCCUGAGCAUCACCACAGUGCUGACCCUGGUCAGCAUCCCUGAGCAGCCACUGCAGCCCCCGGGGGAGAAGAGGCCAAGCAUGAAGAGCCCCAGCCUCCCGCUGCCCCCGUCACCACCCAUCCCGCAGGAGGGAGACACUGGGGGUGAGGGCCUCCCUGCCCACGAGGCCCCCGGCCUCUACGCCAGCUUCUCCACGCCCAUCUCCCCGCCCAGCCCGCUCACACCGAAGUAUGGCAGCCUCAUCAGCAGGGACAGCUCCCUGACAGGCAUCAGCGAGUUCGCAUCCUCCUUUGGCACCUCCAACAUAGACAGCGUCCUCAUCGACUGCUUCACGGGGGCCCAGGACCACUAUCUGGCCCUCCCGGCCAGCGUCCCCCGCCAGGCCAUCAGCGUCAGCUUCCCCCGGGCCCCAGAGGGCUUCUACCAUCAGGACCGGGGGCUGCUGGACCGCAGGGACGGCAGCCUGGCCUUCGGCGAUGGGGACGUGCUGAGGGUGGGGUCCCUGGAUGCCCCCAAGCCUCGGGCCUCCGGGAUCCUGAAGAGACCCCAGAGCUUGGCCCUCCCCGAUGCUGCUGGGGGAGGCGGCCCUGAAACGAGCAGGAGAAGAAAUGUGACCUUCAGCCAACAGGUUGCGAACAUCCUGCUCACCGGCGUGAAGUAUGAGAGCAAGCUGACAGGCUCCGGAGAGCCGGCCGAGCAGCCCCUGUCCCUGCGCCGCCUCUGCGCCACCAUCUGCCACAUGCCCAAGGCCCUGCGCAACUUGUGUGUCAACCACUUCCUGGGCUGGCUGUCCUUCGAGGGGAUGCUGCUCUUCUACACCGACUUCAUGGGCGAGGUGGUGUUCCAGGGGGACCCCAAGGCCCCGCACGCAUCCGAGGAGUACCGGAAGUACAACAGCGGGGUGACCAUGGGCUGCUGGGGCAUGUGCGUCUACGCCUUCAGUGCCGCGCUCUACUCAGCCCUCCUGGAGAAGCUGGAAGGGUGCCUGAGCACCCGCACCCUCUACUUCAUUGCCUACCUUGCCUUCGGCCUGGGCACCGGGCUGGCCACGCUCUCCAGGAACCUCUACGUGAUCCUGGCGCUCUGCACCACCUACGGGGUGCUGUUCUCCACGCUGUGCACGCUGCCCUACUCACUGCUGUGUGACUACUACCAGAGCCAGACGUUCGCAGGGUCCAGUGCAGAUGGCUCAAGGCGCGGCAUGGGCGUGGACAUCUCCCUGCUCAGCUGCCAGUACUUCCUGGCCCAGAUCCUGGUCUCCCUGGUACUAGGGCCGCUGACCUCAGCUGUGGGCAGCGCCAGCGGGGUGAUGUACUUCUCCAGUCUCGUGUCCUUCCUGGGCUGUGUGUAUUCUUCUCUGUUUGUAAUCUAUGAGAUCCCCCCGGGGGACGCAGGGGACGAGGAGCACCAGCCCCUCCUGCUGAACGUCUGAUGCCCGCCAUCUCGACUCUGGGCUUGUGCCUGCACCUGAGACCUGAGGGCGGGCUCCCUGGAAUGUAAAUAUUGGGUAAAAUAAAGGACAGCAGAAAAGCC
This is a messenger RNA of Cavia porcellus (domestic guinea pig), 2541 nucleotides long. RefSeq names its product solute carrier family 45 member 1 (gene Slc45a1). Gene Ontology annotation, cellular component: membrane. The transcript is spliced from 9 exons. Gene Ontology annotation, biological process: transmembrane transport. The coding region runs from base 182 to 2440 and encodes 752 amino acids. NCBI's taxonomy places the organism in Eukaryota, Metazoa, Chordata, Mammalia, Rodentia, Caviidae. The record is from RefSeq and is a predicted model, not a curated record. Gene Ontology annotation, molecular function: sucrose:proton symporter activity.